UUACACACUCUCUGAUUACUGACGCAGAAGAAGCAGCAGCAGCAGCAGCAGAAGAAGAAGACGAAACUCACAAGUCCAGAGAUCGUCAACAACACGAGAGAGCUCAUCAAUAAUCGAUGCAAACAGCUGAUCAGUUUGUUACUGUGAUGACUUCACUGCAGUAGGUGAUUGGAUUUCAUUGAUAAUCUAUACUUGAUGCUGUGGGACUUUAGUGAGGACAGCCUGCUCAACAAAGGUGAUCAGAGCUCACAGAUAAUCAAUAAUCGAUAGGUUGUGAGUUGGGAUGGCGGCGGCGCUGCAGCUGCCCGCUGAGCUGUGGCUGCAGGUGUUCAGCUUCCUGUCCUGGAGAGACAAACUGAGCAUGCGCUGCACCUGUUCGCACUUCAGACACCUGGUGGAUAAGUCCCGCCCCCUGUGGCGCGGCUUCAGCGUGGUGCUGCAACACUUUUCCCGCUACAACCGUCUGUUUUGGCGCAGCCUGGCUCAGCGGCACGUGGGCAGCGUGUCUCUGCGCUCAGGUAAGAAGAAGGACCUGAAGCAGCUGUCCACCUGGCUGCCUGCUCUGGAGGCGCUGCGAUUGGACAACUGGAGGGAAGAGGGCGUUGACGAGCUGAAGCAGUUCCAUCAGCUGCAGCAUCUCUCCGUCACUUCCUGUUCGACGCCGCUGAAGAAUCCAGACUUCCUGUUGUCUUUGCGCCACCAGCUGACCCAGCUCAGCCUCUGUAACGUCCAGCUCACCUGUCCCGCCCCUCACCUGUUGGUCGCCGUCAGUCAGCUGACCCGCCUCACCUCCCUGCAGCUGCAUCACGACGGCAGCCUGAGGUUCCCGACGCUCAGCGGCGUCCUGAGUCACCUGACCGAGCUCAGACACCUGUCCUGGACCAUGAUCACCUACAAAACACUGUCACAUGAUUUCUUUAGCCUCGCCCACCACCGAGCAGGUGGCGCUGUCCUGCAGCUCUCAGACCUACAGCUGUUGAAUUACGACGCCAUGGUAACGGAGGAAACACUGCAGCCUUUGUCCCGCCUCCGCAGCCUGUCAAUCUUCCACCUGUAUUCCGUACCUGGACCCACCUGUCACCUGAGAACGUGGCUGACGUCACUGCAGCAGCUGUGCAGCCUCAGUGUCCACGGAGGCCACCCCCUGGCCAUGUACGCAGACUGCCUGCCGUCCUCCCUCCUCAGUCUGACCCUCUGUGUGGACCUGCAGCCUGAAGACCUGCAGCUGGUCUCCAUCAGAGCACCUCAGCUGGAACACCUGCACCUGGAGCCCUGGAGCUCCUCCUCCAACCUAGUCAGACUCCUCCCACAGCUGUUCCCUCACCUGAGGACGCUGCGGAUCAGACACCAACACGUGUCGGACGAGGACUUCCUGUGUCUGCAGCAGCUGCAGCAGCUUCACACUCUGGAGGUUCUGGACUCGUACUACAGACCCGACCCCACGGACCCCAGCUGGGUCGUCUACCAGCCGCCUCCUCGUCUGCUGCAGCUGAGCGCCGACCUUCAGCGACGCACCAAUCACAGAGUCCGAGUCGUCACCAGCUCACACAGAGACCCGCUCACCUGCGACUGUGUCUGACCAGUCAGCAGCCUGAUCACUUGAACACGUUUCCAGCAGUUUGUUUUUGUUUUGCCAGCUACCAUCACAGCUGCAAGAUGAGUAAUUUAUAGCAGAAGUGUCCUUAAACACUGGGAAUAACUAAGAUAUCACAGUAAAUUAUCUUAUUAAUGACAUUCUGAAUGUGGACUUUGUCGCUUUGAAAUCAAAUAAAAUGUAAAACAAAAAACUGUUUUUGUGAACUAAAAUU
Messenger RNA from Acanthochromis polyacanthus (spiny chromis), 1808 nucleotides. RefSeq lists its product as uncharacterized. The transcript is spliced from 4 exons. The record is from RefSeq and is a predicted model, not a curated record. Lineage: Eukaryota; Metazoa; Chordata; Actinopteri; Pomacentridae. Bases 284 to 1579 code for a protein of 431 amino acids. Gene Ontology annotation, molecular function: protein binding.